Molecule: messenger RNA, 822 nt
Organism: Gossypium arboreum
Lineage: Eukaryota; Viridiplantae; Streptophyta; Magnoliopsida; Malvales; Malvaceae
Exons: 1
Coding region: 1-822 (273 amino acids)
Source: RefSeq, a predicted model, not a curated record
AUGCAAGCAAUCCUGACUUAUGCGUUCUCGGUUUUCUUGGCUCCUAAGGGCAUUAUUGAGGAAAUCCAAUCACAAAUGAGCUGUAUGUGGUGGAACAACAAUGACAAAGCUAGGGGCUGGGCUAUGAUGGCUUGGGAUAAAAUGUGCUAUCCUAAGGGUAUGGGAGGUAUGGGCUUUAGGGACUUACAGCUUUUCAAUUUGGCUCUGCUGGGCAGACAGGUUUGGAGGCUCAUGACUCAUACGGAUACUCUGUGCUUCAAAGUUUUAAGUCCCAAGUAUUUCCCGGAGGGUGACGUGUUUAGUUAUAAACAGGGUGAUAAACCCUCCUUCACUUGGACUAGCAUUGCUAAGGCGGUGGAUGCCCUCAAGGAUGGUUUUCUAUGGCAAGUGGGUGAUGGCAACAGGAUUGACAUUAGGAAGGACCAUUGGGGGGUUGAUGGCAUUCGAGGAGAUUCGGUGUGUCGGUCUUAUUUCAAUCAUAACGAGAGGUUGGUCAAAGAUUUGUGGGUCUCGAAUAACAAGCGGUGGAAUAGGGAAAGGGUUAUAGAGAUUUAUGGUGAGAAUUUGGGGGAGUGUAUAUGUAAAUUGCCCAUUUCUCAUAAUGGCAUUAAAGAUACAAGGGUGUGGAUGCAAAACCCGCAUGGUAUUUACUUGGCUAAGUCAGCUUAUUCUUGGCUUCUUCUUAAGAAAAUUGGCUUCGGUCCUCAUAGAAUUUUUUGGCGUACUUUAUGGAAGCUUCAGAUGCUCCCCAAGAUUAAGAUUUUUAGUUGGCGGAUCGACUACAAUAUCCUCCCCACGUUCGACAAUAUUGCUCGGAUCUGA